Bathycoccus prasinos is the source of this 282-nucleotide messenger RNA. RefSeq lists its product with no specific name. The transcript has a single exon. Bases 1 to 282 code for a protein of 93 amino acids. The record is from RefSeq and is a predicted model, not a curated record. NCBI's taxonomy places the organism in Eukaryota, Viridiplantae, Chlorophyta, Mamiellophyceae, Mamiellales, Bathycoccaceae.
AUGUCCGCGUCGGAUAAUAACAUCACCUCCGAUUUAAUCGAAUCCAUGAGAGUGAACAUUCGAGAACAGUUGGAAGCGGAAAGCGUGGAAGUGAUGGACUUAUCUGGGAACGGGAGACACGUGGCUAUAAAAGUGGUGUCAGAAAAAUUUGAAGGCAAAUCCGCUGUAAAUCGACAACGGAUGGUGUAUAAAGCGAUAUGGAUGGAAUUGCAAGACCAAGUGCACGCGGUGAACGAAAUGGUCACGAACACUCCGGAGGAAGAGAAGAAGGAGAAUCCUUAA